GUCAAUGAUGCCUGACAUGCUCCUGCACGAGAACCAUCACGUGGUGCGGCCCGUGAUCCGCGCGAUGGACAACUUGGCCUGUACGUCGUCCGCGUACAGCGGGGCGCUAAUCGAGGCCGGGGUGCUAGAUCCGCUGGUGGAGACGUUGGGCCACGACAGCUCCAAGGUGCGAGGCGGCGCUCUUCGGCUGCUUUCGUGCAUCGCGGCCGGGUCUGCCGAACAAGUUGAUGCCGUGGUGUCGACUGCUGACAUCAUUCCAAGUGUGAUGGUGGAGCUAGAGGAGGGCAACGCUCUGUGCAAGCGGGAGGCGGCUUGGGUGUUUCUUAACAUGUGCGAGUGCAGCGGUGAUCCGCGGGCGACGAUAAUACCCGAAAUCGUUGGGCACGGAGUGAUCGCGGCGGUCUGCGAGAACCUUAGCAGCGAUUCCGACGCAGGCAAGGCCAGCCGGGAGCCGGUGGAUGCCUCCGCCAAACGCUUACCCUGCACACCGCCGUCGACCCCUCCUCGCAACCCCGCAGAGACUCUCCUGGUGAUGCUGUCCCUGCUCUACACGAUACUCGACGAGGGCGGGCUUGGAUCAACCCUUACGUUGUCGGAGUACACCACCCUUGUAGAGGAGGCCCAGGGGUUCGACAAGAUCAUCAGCCUCGCAAACGACCACGACGACAUGGAGAUCUACGACAAGGCAAUGGACAUCAUCCAGGCGUUCCACGACAGCCAACAAGAUGAAGACGACGACGACGAUGAGUUGGUCUUUGGUGUGGCCCACGCCACAGUCGCCGCCGCCGCCGCCGCCGCCACGCGCGCAUGCGCUGUUAGCUCCGAUCAUGAUAAUAGCAGCGACAUGAUGUCCGACGACUCGCUUUCGGACGACAGCUUUCACAGAGAGCUCGCGGGCGCCGCCUCCGGCCCGAUCACCCCGCCGCCGGCGGCCCAGCGCCGUCCCUCCGAAGCGUCACCAAUUGCGUCGCCGACGGCGGAGCAGGAGGAGGAGCAGCAACCCGGGUGCAAUUUCAAGAGUGAAACAAAAUCCUCGAGGCAACCGCUAGGGACCGUCCGGCAGCAGCACCUACUCGCCACCGGGAGUAGUUCGGCGCUUGCUCCCCCUCUCACCGGCGGCGUUGCUGCGGGGGGCAGGAAGAGGACGGCUGCUGUUCGUGGGUGCGAGGUCGGCGACAUGGAGUAGGGAUGUCCACCCCGAGAAUGAACGCUCCUCUUUUUUUUUUGCGCCACCGGAGGUAAUUUGGUGCUUUCUCCUCUUGGCGGCGGCGGUGGGGGGAAGGGGGGAGGGGGGGUGUACUCAUAGUCGUGCAUGCCGUAGUCGUUAGACCAUUGACCUCGCAUCCCUACAAAGCCGGGACGGAGCACGCCGGGUUCUCACCGGACCAGGCUCUCACAUCACCAAGCGCGAAGCGCCGUGAGAUAUUCGGCGAGUCGCAUGAAGGGUGCGCUGCAUCCUGCUAAGGGUGUUCGGCAUCUUGUUCUUACUUCCUUGCGUACGGAUGGCGGCUGCGUAUGACUUAAUUUAUUUUCUGGUGCUUUCACUUCCAGAGACAGUUGUUAGCACUGCGUAACUGCCUCUAGGGUGCUUGACCAUUUAACAUAACGUGGUGCGAUCAUCCCCCUUGCGCGGAGUGAGGGUUCUCGACCCCGCACAACAUGAUCUACUCGACCACCAGUAUGGUUACCACCAAAAAAACAGAGGGAAAACAAACAAAACGGUAACCUGAUUGCCGAGCUCACGAAGUGAAUUGGCUUGUUUCACAACGUCGUUGCCAAGCGACGAAAACCCAACUCCGAAGGGGGGGGACUCCGUGGCGAUGUUGAUGCGGGGGGCGGGAAGAGGGCGGUUGUUGUUCGCGGAUGUUAUGUCGGCGGUGUUGAGCACCGGGGUAUAUCCCCCAGCACGUAUGCAUUUUUUUUUUUUGCGACAAGGGACAACUUUGGUCGUUAGGUGGCAACCGAGCGAUUUGUACCUAGCACUGUUGGCUGACUGCUUUUUGGUGUAUUUUUGGGGUGGUGCAGAACGCGCAACCACCAACGACCCCUUUUUUUGUGCCCAGGGCUCGAUCCUUUUUUCCCUACGUGGGGAAACCAAGCCUCUUGUAAAGCUAGACGUGGGCAGGAGGUGUGUAUGUUGCCCGCGCGCAUAGGUUGCACGGCAGUAGUAAUUGAUAGUGCGGUUUAGUAUUUGAUAGUGCGGUAUGGUUAUCAAGGAUGAAGGUACUCCAAGUGAACCGUGUGUACCACGUUUUCUUGUUAUUUUCAUUGACGGUGCGGUGCGGUAUGGCACGGUGCGGUGCGGGCGAAAAUGGCACACCAGACGACACAGGGUCGGCGUUAUUUUGUGGGCUCACUGCGCUUCUUUCUUUUGUUUGUCUCGAAAAGUUAUAACUCUUACGGGCUGGCUUCCGAGUGUUUAUUUCAAAGCGUGGUUUUUGAUGUUGUGCGUCUUGGAGCCGUAGUUUGGAACUAGGUGCUCAAACCCGGCAUCGUUUUUUGUUUGCCACGUUUGUGUCUGGUAGUACUUAAUUAAGGCCUGCCGGCGAUGUCCGGUGAAUGAAUAGUUUGUGUUGAGCCCGUUCCCUCGUCAUGUUUUGCGUCGAAUGUUUUGUUUCGCGUGGUUGAUUACUUGCCGUACCUCUUGGUGUUUUCGUUGUCGGCUGGCUGCCGCCCUCUUGUUGCCAGAACCAAGCGGUUUCCUCGCUUUGUUGUCGUAUUCGAUUUUUGGGCUUGCUUGUGUUUUUUCGUCUCCGCGUGUACAGUUUCAGAUACACCGUUGCGUAUCCCUUGUAUUAUGUUUGUUCCUUCUCUAGGCAAUAAUGCUUGUGAGUGUGAGGCGUUUUACGUUCUUGCCUCCUGUCUCUCCGUCGCGGAAACAAUUCCGUUUAGGUCAUGGUGAUGACAGAGGCGCCGCACCAAUGGAGGCACCAGGCCUCGUGGGCAUCCAGUGACGCUUGACCCCAUUGCUCAUUUCCGUUCUUUCUUCAGGCACACUACUCAUGUUUUUAGUUCAGAUGGGUGGGCUCAUCGAGCAGCACAACAAGUGUUGGCGUUUAGGUCUCUCAGUUUUCUCUCUUUUAGGGUAAUAUCGGCAGUCAUUUUGACGUGUUUUGUUCGCGUGGCUGCUCGCCGCCGCUGCCUGCUGCCCAGUCUCGGUCGCGCUGAGAGAGACGAAAGGUUGUCAUGGCGGGAUUGGGCACGGCCAAUAGCACAGUUUCACAGGAGAUCGCCUUGCCUUGCGAAACGGUAACGUGCAAAGGGCGUUGUGUCUUUGUUAGUAGCAUCGACUGUUGACCAAUGAAAAAACGUCAGUCCCAGUGCGGUUGACCACAGGGUGUCGUAUGCCAUCAGUUUUUUUGCGUGCGCCAUUUCGUCCCGGUGCGAGCCCGAUCUGUUGCUUCCACUGUGGCGGUGGAAGUGUGCCAUCUGUUUCGUUUUGCGUGCCUUUGCUCGUGUUAACCUUGUUCUGAUGUGUUGACCCUUUUUUGCGAUUGCCAUCCGUUGUAUUAUGCGUGCCCUUGUCCUGGUGCCAAGCUUGUCCUGAUAUGUUGAUUCCGUUGUGGCGAAAGUGCCAUCGGUUUUACUAUGCGCCUCUUUGCCCAGGUGUCAACCGUGUUCUGAUCUGUUGAUUCCUUCGUGCUAAAAGUGCCAUCGGUUUUGCUAUGCGCCUGUUUUGCCCUGGUGCUAAGCUUCUUGUCCUGUUAUGUUGAUUCAUUGGUGGUAAGAAGUGCCGUCUGUUACUAUGUGUCUCUUUGUCCUGGCGUGUUGCCCUUGCUCUGAUCUGCUAAAUCCUUUUUUUGGUGAGAGUACCAUCCGUUAUAUUUUGCGUAACUUUGCUCCGGUGUCAACCGUGUUUUGAUCUGUUGAUUCCCUUUGGGGCGGAAGUGGCAUAUGUUUUACUAUGCGUCCCUUUGCCCUGGCGUUGUUGGUUCAAGUAUAUGCGGCGUGCAGAUCACCACCUGUUUGUUUGCGAGAACAGCGUACUGUACAUGAGUCUACAUGUAAACGAGCGAGGAAUGCAUGACGUGUUCUCGAGUGGUGGGCUACCUUCACUUUUCCAUUGAUUUUUUAUUUAAAUGUGGAGCAGAGGCAACACGAAGCCGGAUAUUGAGGUGCAAAGUGAUGUGUAAAGUAGUACCGCUUCUCCUCGGUUGUAGCAUGCGUUUCCGUCAUGCUGAGGACGUGAGCUCUCAUGUUUGCCCCCAGGCUCUACCACAUGCGACAGCAGUCGGCUUGAGGACCGGGAGUUGGCUUUUUUUUUCUGGAAAGCGGGGCGUGUGUGAUGUAGAGUAGGGCAGAAUCGUGAGAAGAAAGCCGAAAGGUUGGAGAUUACCUGUACGCUAGAAUAGGAGGGAGUAACUCAUUGCACGGUGUCGGGAGGAAUCGCAUGCUCGAAUAGUCUAAUCCUGAGGAUAGCAACAACGGAACAUCCUUUCCCUUGUCUAGACAUUCUACCGCAGUCCCAUCCUGG
Messenger RNA from Ectocarpus sp. CCAP 1310/34, 4474 nucleotides. Lineage: Eukaryota; Phaeophyceae; Ectocarpales; Ectocarpaceae. The record is from the annotation of a GenBank genome assembly.